AUGCACGACCCCUGGGCACUCCGAACCAUGCAGAAAGCUGCCCGACUGAAGGAAACACAGCAGAUGUUCCGGCAGAUAGAUCACCUUGAGGAGUUCCGUCUGUCAGUGGAGAAGGAUCCUGAGGCUUUCAAAAGGUCUAUCAAAUGUCUUCGGGAACAGUUUCUGGGCAGCAAGCAGUUACAGUUACUCAUGUCUGAGACAGGUUUAGACGUUGGCGCCCUCGCACAAGGUCAAGCGACAUGUGCAUCACUGAGGGUUGAAUAA
Messenger RNA from Symbiodinium pilosum, 264 nucleotides. The record is from the annotation of a GenBank genome assembly. Lineage: Eukaryota; Dinophyceae; Suessiales; Symbiodiniaceae.